GUUGAGACAUGACUGCACACGACUGCGGACACAACUCCUGGCUGUGAGAGACGGAUGCGCAGCUAGUAGCGGCCGACGGAUUAGCUUGCAGCAACUGCACCCGUAGGGAAAUUGCCAUGCUACAUAGCGGCUCAUCGAGAGACACGGUGGAGUGCAGGAGGCCGCAGGUUGGAAUUCGUAGGCAAGGCGCGCGGGACGGUGCGGCUCGACCACAGAUCUCCAAUCAAGUAAUCUGCUUUAAAAAAAAAACGACCUACUCUAUGCAUGCGGGAUGAACAAAGUGUGUGAGCACAACGAUGCGCGACCAAAGGAACAAGUUAUCAAUAUUGGAGUAUGAUUUCGGAGCUCAGUUGGCCUCACAUGAGGCUCCAAUGUCACUAAACCGUGCAAUUGACAUAGCGGCUGACGCCAGUCAAUCUUGUUGCCCGACUUGGAAGUUGCAAACUGGCGGCGUCAUUUCGAGUUUCCAACGGCCGUUUGGCUGGCUUCAAUGUUAUCGAAUUUUCGCGGCCGUGGAAACGACCACGGGCUUCGGGGAUUUUCUGCGUUGCUUUUUUCGAUCGCUCCUCGUGCGAAGGAUUAAUGGCAGCACGCUAAGAACAUUUACCCCACGCUAUCACAUCGCGGCUGUUAGUUUUAGCAUCGCAGAGCUCAGGCUGUCGACACCAGGAUUCGUGCACUUCUCAUGCUCACAUUUUAGCAGUACGAUUAUCUGUGACGCGAUUAUCAGGAGAUGCAGGCAUGCCGAUAUGAGACGGCAGCAAUUGGUGCUCCAGCUGAGCGUUUCAUUGAUGUUCAUGGGACGAUCUCGCAUAUCGUCAACGGCUUCACACCACUGCCCCGGAGAAUAAUCGUACUGCGUUCCAGAGAUCUGAGUUACACAGAUCUAAAGUGAUGCUUGUCUUGCUGGCUUAGGCGUAUCCACCUGCAAGAUCUGGCAAAGCAUUGUGCAACACUGAGACAAGAGCAUGCCCUCUUGAGAACCAGGGUCCCAAGCUUCGGUUCGAAGUGCUGCGUGCAAGUUGGU
This is a messenger RNA of Aureobasidium subglaciale EXF-2481, 1027 nucleotides long. RefSeq lists its product as uncharacterized. The record is from RefSeq and is a predicted model, not a curated record. The transcript is spliced from 2 exons. The coding region runs from base 297 to 851 and encodes 184 amino acids. Lineage: Eukaryota; Fungi; Ascomycota; Dothideomycetes; Dothideales; Saccotheciaceae.